AUGGUACGCAACACUCAAUCUGGGACCAAUACCUGUGGACGUGGUGGCAGAGGUAGAAGCCGGCAGCCCCAUCUCAACGGGUCUCAUGGCUCAGACUCUGACUCUGACCAGGAUGGAUCCGAUUAUCAAGCACCACUGAAUGAGGAUGAGGAUGAUGAAGACCAAGUAAAUGAAGACAAAGACAGGGUAAAUACCAACCAAGAUAACCUUCGAGACCUUGCCAACAUGCGAUCUCAACCCCCAGCUUGCAAGCGUUCCAAACCCAACCAAGGAGUUGAGAAACCAACUCUUCAGAACUACCGUGAGCUUGGAAGUGACUGGGGGAAAUCUAAAGCAGAAACCAUUCUUGCCGCCCAACCUCGAACAAACAACCGACUCUCACCAAACGGUCUACUUGAGGCCCAAGCUUUACAGUCCAAAUACGACCUUGACAAGACCAUGCUGGCACUGGCACUUGGCUGUAGCCGUUCUAAUCUAGAUGAAGCUAUAUUUGAAGGGCCUUUGGGCCAAGAGCCACAUGGCUAUACCAACUACCAGACUUAUAGCAACACCGCAACCAAGACUAACAUGCCGCCAAAAGGAACGUCAAGAGGUUUUGGUAAUCGAAAUGUGAUUGUGGGAAACACCUGGAGCGACUAUACAAAAGAUCAGAAGACAGUAUUCAGUCCGAUAUAUUUUGAGCGUUUGAGCAAAGCCUGCCUACCUACCAGUACUUCCACUCAAAUCAACACUAACAACCAGCCGGACCACCAAUCAGCUGUCCCACCUGAAGAUCCUCUCACUGACGAAGAACUAGAAAAGUAUGUACCGAUCUUCAAAGAACUUGCCAAUCUUACAUCAAUCGCUCGCGACUUCAAGCAUGGCUAUCUCAGUCGACACUCAGCAAAACAAUGGUCACGCGAGGAACUUAUGAAGGCUGAGGUAAAAAAGGUUGUCAAACAGCAAUUCAAGCUGCAGUUUCAUUUGUUCCUUGGAUGUUGGAAUCCUAAUAACAAGGGACCGCGGGCCUUGUAUGAAGACGAGUACAUGUCAUGCGAACAAUGGGCUGUCAGUCAACGAAAAGAACAGCGACUUCUAGAGUGCUUUGUUCACACAGCAACCCACGCCCCAUUAUCAGUGAGAACUAGGGUUAACAACACCCAGACACUAUCUGCUGCAGCCAUUGCUCAACAAAAUUUGCGAAGCCAGCUGAGUGAACAGUUGAAUUCUUUAGUCCACGCCCACCUUGUUGGUCCCUUCACUGUUGGGGAUUCUCAUCCCAAAGUUCCGAAUCCUCACCUAGCACUGGCCAAGAAGAAGUUCAGGGGAAAUGUCAAGCUGGCAGUACAACUUUCCCCUGACUGCAAGAUCGAUGCCACCCUUCUUGCGAAAGGGGCCACUGCUGGUGCUCUCAAAAACCACGAAAUUCAAAUGUGGUUGGACGAUAUACAGACUGGAAGGUACCAAGUUGUCAAAACUAAUACACCUUUAUCUGACCCGAACCCAAUUUAG
Melampsora larici-populina 98AG31 is the source of this 1491-nucleotide messenger RNA. RefSeq lists its product as uncharacterized. The transcript has 5 exons. The coding region runs from base 1 to 1491 and encodes 496 amino acids. Lineage: Eukaryota; Fungi; Basidiomycota; Pucciniomycetes; Pucciniales; Melampsoraceae. The record is from RefSeq and is a predicted model, not a curated record.